Phyllotreta striolata is the source of this 3621-nucleotide messenger RNA. The record is from the annotation of a GenBank genome assembly. Lineage: Eukaryota; Metazoa; Arthropoda; Insecta; Coleoptera; Chrysomelidae.
UCUCCAUUCUCCAUUCCCCAUUUUCCAGUCUCCAUUGGCCGGGGAAGGUCGCGUCGCGCGUUCGUUUCCAGCGUUUCCAGCGUUUCCAGGAGCGUCUUCGCUCCGUCGCGACGCCGGUUUCAGUCGUGUAACGGGCUGCUGAUGGGAAUAAUCGUUAAAUUCAUAGGGAGGAUUGUGUUUGGUGGUCGCGGGGAUUUUGGAUUUCGAUCCGGAGUGGAUGGAAAUGCUUGGAAAAUACCUCCAGUAGUUUCGUCGAAAAUGAAGCAUAUCACGACAAUUCAUAUCAUCUACUAAACUGUAACCGUUUAUAAAAAAUUGCCAAAACUUUAAUACCAAAGGUAGAUAAUAUGAAAGUGAACAAUGGCUUCGGGAACUUCUCGCGCAGCAGUUCCGCCCGAACGGCGAAGAAAUCUUCAAUCCUAUCGAAGUCUUCUUACUCAUCGCCCAGUUCCUGCGGCACGCCGAGGAGCCCCACCGUGGGCUACCCCCGAGGUGAUGAAACUCCCAAAGCUCAGAAACAUUUCAUUAUCAAUAAAAGCGUUUCAGAACCGGCUUCGUCCGAUUUGCCCAAGUCGCCCAUAGCGGAGGAGAAGUCGCCGGGCUACCAGAGGAGCCCCAAGGGGCGGAAUUUGGGCCUGAAUUCGCCCAAAGUCUCAUUGAGCAGCCCCAGCCAGACUGAGACUGUGUUCGAUUUCGGCGAGGGCAAUUACAGGCCCGCCAAGUCGCCCAGAUCGCCCAGAUCGCCCAUGAAAUUCAGCUAUGAUGAUGAUUGUCGAGAUGCUCCCGGUUCAAGCGAUUGCAACACAUACAACUUCAACCUUGCAUCACCUCCAAAAAAAUCCAACCGCCAAAUGUACCAAUCCUCCAAAAGCGACUCGUUGAACAGCACCAAAUCCAGCCUGGAAUAUUCCUCCACGACCAAACACCCCACCGGAGCCUACCAAGACAUCGAAUACAAAAUAUGCCACUCCCUGGACUCCGACACCCAGACCACCUCCAGCUACAGGCAGUCCUCCACCAGCACCAGCUCCAGGCGCUCCUCCAUGAAGGAGAAGAGGACGCCCAGGUGCAACAUCCGAACCAAUCCCGGCUUCGAUGAUAGAUACUCCUCCAGCAAGUCCAUCAACGAGUACCAAGCCUCCUCCAAGUCCACCAAGAGGUGCCAGUGCAGGAAAUCCACCUCGGAUCUCACCGAUGUAACCGACGAAGCAGCCAACACCAUGACCACUUCGUUGAGCAGGCCCAGCUCCCCCAGGAGAAAAGGAUCGGUGAAGAGCGGCCUGGCUUAUUUGGCGUCGAGGAGGAGCUCUCGGGAUUCCAUCGCCUCUAACAUGUCCAACGUCUCCAACGAGGAUAUUGGGCCUUUGAACUUCCAGAAUACUGCGCGAGGGAGGCAGCGAAGGACCUCCAAUUUCCUGGAGCUACCCAUACCAGACCACAUCAGGCCGAGGGUGUGCUCGCUGCCGGAGAAACCCUACAACCCACGCGUCAGCGACGACCUGUACAGGCUGCGCACCUUCAGCAUCACCAACAAAGGCGGCGUGGUGAAUUGCGGCGAUUCCAUCAUCAACAGGAGGUCCAGGUCAAACACCAGCGUCAAUUCGACGGCCAGCAGAGCCAGCAACGUUUCGGGCGAAAAAUCCCCCUUCGAAGGGUCCUGUUGCGGAUCCGGCUAUCACACGGUGGAUUCCACCCCAUUGGGCUCCCCCGAAGAGCUCGAGGUGCCCAAAUACAGGGUGGUCAUGCUGGGGGAUGCGGGCGUAGGAAAAACUGCACUGGUCUCACAGUUCAUGACGUCGGAGUACAUGAACACCUACGAUGCCAGUUUGGAUGAUGAGUUCGGCGAACGAACGGUGUCGAUUUUAUUGGACGGGGAGGAAUCCGAGAUGAUUUUCAUCGAUCAUCCCGCCUCGGAAAUGUCCGUGGAGAACUCGUUGAGCACCUACGAACCCCACGCCUGCAUAAUAGUCUACUCGGUGGUGUCGAAAUCGAGCUUCAAUUUGGCCGAAGAAACGCUGAAUUACCUCUGGAGAGAGGGCUACACGCAGGACAAGAGCGUGAUAGUCGUCGGAAACAAAUCCGAUCUAGCUAGAGCUCGAGUAAUAUCACCAAACGAGGGUAAAGCGCUGGCGGUGGCGAGAGAUUGCAAAUUCAUCGAAACCUCCAGCGGGAUUCAGCACAACGUCGACGAGUUGUUGGUGGGGAUUUUGAAGCAAAUCCGCCUGAGGGAGUCGCGGGAGAAGAAGAAAUCUUCGUUGAAGAAGGAUAAUAGGAAUAAACUGCACAGCUCGAAGACCAGCCUGAGUUUGAACAUAGCUAGGGAGAUUUUGCAGAAGAUUUGCUUGAACGAUAUCAGCAAAUCGAAGUCGUGCGAAAAUUUGCAUGUUCUCUAAACUAAAUUCUCUAAAUUUAUGCUUGGAGGAACACCUCUUUUUGUAGGUCCAAUGAGGCUCAAUGUAGAUUGAGAUUUGUUGGAAAUGCAUCCGAAAUUACAGAGUACUUACCCCGGAUUUUUUCUUGGAGAAACACCUCUUUUUGUAGAUCCAAUGCGGCUCAAUGUAGAUCGAAAUACUUCUUUUUGGACUUGUUUGGUGUCUAAAAGGCCUAGAAAUAGAACAAGUUCGCUAUUAACAGGGUGAUAUAAAAGAAAUUUACUGUAAAUGAUGGAAGUAGUCGAAUUAAUCUGGUGUUUUGGGUAUAUCCUAUUAAAAUCGUAUUUUUCAAGCUUGAACAAAUAAGUAGCUUUAAAAGUGUCCUAGAUAAGAUGUUUUAAAAACGUAUUUUUCUAUCGAUCAGGAUUAUAUUCUAUCAACUGUACAUUUUGAUCUUGAACUUUAUAUUAUGUACCCCUAAGAAAUAUUAUCAUAGUAAGUUAGGAAGUUGUUCUACAUUAUUAUCUAAAUAGUAAGUUUCUUUAACUAGCUACAUUUCUAUUUCGCAAUAAAUUCUUUCGGUCUCUUUUCGAUGAAUCGUCUGUAGAAAAAUUGUAUAAAAAAAAGACAUAUCUUUUUCAAACGAACAAUUGAUUGAAUUUUCAUAUUUUGGGAUUAUCAUAAAAAUUGAUAAUUCGAUAGUAGUUGAGGCCUAAAUAUUUAUCAAAUAAUUCGUUGUACGUGAAUAAGCGUGUCAAUUUAAUCGGGUGUUUCACCUCAAACAUAUUUUUUUUGUUGAUAAAUAGACAUUGACCAGUCGCUUAAUUUGUUAAAGGCCAUUACAAUUAUAUUGAAAACUUCAAAAAAUCGUUUUUCUGUGAAACACCCGAUUGCAAAACUAGUUAGUAGAAAUAAACUCUGUUUUGUGUUAGUGUUCCUCAUAAUGUUUCAGAGACAUCAAAUUAUAUCAUAGUAGGUUUAUAUCUGAUGUCUCCAGCUAUUUCUAUCGCCCUGUACAUACUUUUUUUAGUUAGUAGAUCUUCGACUUUUCCUAAAGACUGUAUUCAAUUAGAGUUAUUAGUGAUUGAAUUUAAAUUAAGUAGUAAAUAGAGAGAUUCUUUUUUAUUUAAAAUAUGACAAUCAACUUUAAGUUUAGUAGAUUUCAAUGGUUUCCUAAAAAUCUGACUGUGUAUACCUACUUAUAUUUGUACUUAUAAAAUCCUUAAAUGUAUAUUACUGUCUAAUAAAG